UCACGCACGUAUACGUGCAUUCUCUUCAAUGUCGUUCAGUUGCAUCCGAGAAGACGAUAUUGCCACUCGUGCAAUAUAUUCAUUGGGCUUUCCUCCACCGACUUUUUUCCCCGAGAACACACACACGCUCGUUUCAAGGUAGGCUGCACCGGGACAAAUUCCUUCCGAAGGUGGUACAAUUUUCAAACACGGUGAGAUUCGCGAACAGAGGAAGAAAAUGGGUAAGAAUUUGGACGCGUUGAAGGAAGCGGGGGACCAUUUUACCGAAGAAACGUUGAAAAAGAUCGUGGCUGCGGACAAGGGGAUCGACCAGGGAGUAGUCGAAAUUUUGUCGUGGGACGUCGAGACCAUAAGCGGCAAAGGGGACAAUUAUUUGUCGGUGGUGAACAAAGUGCGGGUCGAGAGCAAAGCGAAGGACCAAGUGCUGGAGACGAGGCUUAUCGUCAAGUCUUUGCCGAGGAACUUGUUCCGAAGGAAGCUCUUGAGGAGUUCCGAGUACUUUGGCAACGAAAUCACGUUUUACGACAAGAUCGCAACAAAGUUCAAAUCGUACUUGUCGGCCAAGGAGCAAGACCACUUGCUGUGCAUACCGCGAUGCUACGCUUAUCACUUAGACGGAGAAAACGACUUCAUAGCACUGGAGGACGUCACUUGCAGGGGAUACGACUCCAUACCCCGCCAGAGCUGUCUCUCGUACGGGGAGUGCAAGCAGUUUUUGGAGGCGAUGGCUCGCUUCCACGGGAUAUCCUUUGCCUUCAAGGACGAGAGGAAAGAGGAAUUCGACGGGCUGUCCUCGCUGUUGAGCGAGACUUUUUACCGGACCGACGUCUACGAAACCUCGCUGAAAUUGUUUUACGACGACCUGUUCAGAGUGGCCAAAGACGCACUGACCAAGGAGUAUCCGGGAAGCGAAGGAGAGGCCGUUUUCAAUGCCUGUCAGCCUGACGAUUUGUUCGAGAAGACAGUGGAGAUGUGCACCAGCCCGAACACCGAGACCUCGGUGAUAAGCCAAGGUGACACUUGGGCGCCGAAUUUCAUGGUCCGCAGAGUUGAGUCUGGCCAGCCCGACGUCCUUAUCAUCGAUUUCCAAAUUGCGCGGUGCGCCAGUCCAGUGCUCGAUGUCAUUUUCUUCAUCUACCAGUGCACUGACAAAUCGGUGAGGGAGGGCUGCUGGGCGGUGCUUCUGGACGACUAUUAUACAGAAUUGUGUAGAACCAUGGAGGUGUUGGGAGCCGAUCCGGAUAAAUUGUACCCAAAGGACGUUUUUCGGGACGAGGUACAAAAGUACGGAUUGUACGGAUUGAUGUUCGCUUUGGUGAACAUACCUUUGAGCCUCGUGUCGGAAAAUCAGGUGUUUGAUUUGGAUUCGAUAAAGGAAGAGGUAGCGGACAUUGGGGAUUUGGACAGUAUGCCGAAUUUGGAGAAAUCCGAGGACAGAAGGCGCCUUGCCGACGUCAUUUUACACGCUGUGGAAAAAGGAUACAUAUAGAACAAGGCUGGACAGUAGCAGCAGCAUCAGGAGCAGAAGCUUCAGCAGCAUGUUUCGAGGUUAUGUUGACCGUGCCUGAUGCAUCGGC
Molecule: messenger RNA, 1577 nt
Organism: Copidosoma floridanum
Lineage: Eukaryota; Metazoa; Arthropoda; Insecta; Hymenoptera; Encyrtidae
Source: RefSeq, a predicted model, not a curated record